Acipenser ruthenus (sterlet) is the source of this 2126-nucleotide messenger RNA. RefSeq names its product beta-1,3-galactosyltransferase 5-like. The coding region runs from base 429 to 1457 and encodes 342 amino acids. Gene Ontology annotation, cellular component: membrane. Lineage: Eukaryota; Metazoa; Chordata; Actinopteri; Acipenseriformes; Acipenseridae. The transcript has 2 exons. Gene Ontology annotation, molecular function: N-acetyl-beta-D-glucosaminide beta-(1,3)-galactosyltransferase activity. The record is from RefSeq and is a predicted model, not a curated record.
GGACUGCACGUUGAAUAAGGUCGCUGGAGCAAUUACAAAUUGUUAUUGUAACAUUUCGCUGGAGGGAGGAUCUUUGAAGAAAGACUUGAAACUUUCAGGGUGGUUUCAUGCGUGGUGUGUUUUAUGGGAGUUAGACUGUUGUUGUAAUGAAACCAUUUCAGCACUUGAUACGGUAUGAUUAAGCAGGGAACCAGACAACCCCACCAGACUCCUUUCCUCCAGCACUCAACAUAACUGUGUUCCAGGAUGGCACGGAGAAAUGUUGCUACUGCAGACUUUGCAACUUUUAAAGAAAAACAGCAUAACAAAAUUUUACAUUUUCAUUUGAAGAUAAGCAUAUACUGUACCAUUGAUUAUAUAAAAAAUGUUGGAUGUGACACAUUCCUGAAGUUUGACGAGAGUUAAAAUGCUUUUGCCUGCUUCUUGGAAUGAAACCAAUGGUUUCGUCUCGCUGUAUAACUGGACUUGUGUAUGCCAGCGCCUUGACUUUCUUGCUGUUCAUUUUAAAACUGUUUGCUUCUGUAAACUACAUCGAUGAGUACAAUGAGGACCACUGGAACCACAGAAGCAGCCUCUUUCCAGAGCAUUCAAAGCACAGGGCAGCCAAGCGUAGAACUGGAGUGGAUUUUAAGUCCUUGCUUAAGACUAACCACGAGCCUCCAUUUUGUCAGAAGGGACUGAUUUUGCUAAUACUUGUAACAUCUGCUCCGUGGCAUAUAGAGCAAAGGAACGCAAUACGAAACACAUGGGCGAAAAAGCUAGGCGAGGAGACAUCCUCUUGGCAGGCUUUAUUCCUCAUUGGCCAGCCAUCGGAGAUGGGCAUUUCUUCAGACAUCUUGCAAGAGCACAGAAUAUUUGGCGAUAUUCUAGUUGGGAAUUACGCAGACUCCUACAGAAAUUUAACCCUUAAAGUCAUGCAUGGAUUGAGAUGGUCUGUGGAGCACUGUGAGCCCCAGUACAUUUUAAAAACAGACGAUGAUUGUUUUGUAAACACUGACAGGUUGGCUCGUUUCUUGGCAGAUUACAAUGUGGUUAAAACUGGGCUCUAUGUGGGGUCUUUGUUUGCUGAAGGCAAAAGGCAUGUUAUCAGGGACCCUCUGAGUAAAUGGUAUGUAUCCAGGGAGGACUACUGGGAGGAUGAGUAUCCCCCUUACGCCAGUGGGAUUGGUUAUGUACUCUCUUUAGACGCCGCCACUAGAAUAAUGAAAGCUGCUGAACAUGUUCCUCCUGUGCCAAUGGAAGAUGCCUACGUGGGAAUAUUAGCAAAAGAGGCUGAGAUCACUGUGAGAUCCAGUGCACGUUUCACAAAGCACAAUGUUAACUGGAGAGUGUGUAACUACAGGUACCUCAUGGUGAUUCACAACUUGGAUAUUGGAGCGCUUAAAAGUGCACAACAAAAUAUGAUUAAAGCCAGAACUGCCUGUUCCGAAACCUCAGAGAUCACCAGAUGGAAAUGAGACAUGGCACCCUCCCACUGUAGUUAGUUUAGAAGACAUUUUGCAAUAUUAACCCAUAAUCUAACAAGUGUUGUGUAACAUGUUUGGGAAUGGUGAUGUUUACAUAGCAAAUUAUUAUUCAUGUCACCCACACAUGAAAUGACUCACAUGACAGACCACAAUCCACAGGUUUUGCUGUGGAUAUACCAGUCACAUAUAAUUACUGAAUCAAUUAAUCUCUUUUUUGCUUUUAUUAUCAUGAAUUGUUAUAAUUUUCUCAUUAUUGAAUUUGGGUACUGACAAUUACUUUUGUGUAUGUUAAUAUGUAUGGUUUUUAAAAAGGAGGAUCUAAUUGAUUAACGAGAGUUAGCAAUUUCCUUUUACCUGAUAUGGUAUAAAUAUCCCAUUAAUAAAUGUGAAAUAUCAUGUAAUGGUUUUAUUAGGUAGACAGGAGAACGUAUGCUUAAUAUAGCACUGAAAGGUACAAAUAGACUGUGAUCAUUGUUUUUCCAGACAAAAAUGUAGUGUGUUUCCUUAAACUUGAAUAUCUUGCAUGAUAAUUAGUAGAUCAGACUGUAAGGUUCCUUGAAUGUCCUUGUUAAUGUCCAUCCUAUUUAACAGAGCACUUAAUUACAUUCCAUUUUCAAAGUAACUGUCUUAAAUGAUUAAAACAGCCGUGUUUUUUAUGAA